GCUCCAUUUGGGCGGGUCCGUCCCGCCCACCUCGACGCUGAUUGGUGGACGCCGCGCUGUAGUGUCUCGUCCGGUGAAUGGACAGUUGGGCUGUCAAUCAAAGAACGCGCUGGCUGGGCUCGGCUCGGUCUCCGCUUUCAUCGUUCGAGCGCUCCCGAGCGAGCGGGGAGGUGGUGACGAGCUGCUCAAUGUUGCCAAAGUGACCACGAGUUUCUCACACCAUACCUGCAACAGCAUUCUUGAAUUUCCGAUGAACAUGCAUGAAAUUUGUUUGAUUUAUUCAGUCAUGCAAUCCGCACGCACGUCACUAGAAGGCUCAUUUUGAAAGGAAAAGCUCUGGGGAGAGUACCUAGUAAAAUGUUACUUAUUCAUCAUCAGUAGUUACAAUCGAAACUACAGGAUGCUUUAUCCUAUCGGGAGUUGUGUCAAUUAUGGUGCUCGUUAUCAUGUAAUAAACUUGGAAGGUAGCUUGGAUAUGUUCUAUUUGUUAAACUGAGGAACGGUUCAAAUAAACGGUAUUGGUAUAAUUAUCUGAAUAAAAGAGUAAUAUUCAAUUUAAUUAGCUAAUACAAGGCAAAUAAAUGUAUCCAAUACAACGUUUUGCCAUUACGUUAUAUGCUAUAGAUCAUGUCCCUUUGAUGAAUACUUCUGAAAAAGCAUGUCGUUUGAAGUUGAUUUAACAAGAGUUUGCCAGUGCCAGAUUACUGACUUGCUAAAUAAUUGCUUCCUCACUCUAAUUCAAGCUUUUGUACGUUUGAAAGUUAUCGUCAGGCUCACCACUAAUAUGCAGCAACAGGCUGGGGCUCGGUUAGUUGUGUCAAUCCGUCCAGUCCUCCAACCCAUUCAUGUUUUUUAACUUAUUCUCGUAAAAUUAACCCAUAGUUACUCUGCGCUCCUCUCAAUUUAGGAAUUUAGCAGAGAGUUUAACACAUUCUGAAAACAUUUAAAUACGCAUUGUCGAUGUGAACUUCGCAGGACAGCUGUAUUUUUUUUUAAACCGCGGCAGAAACUAGAAGUCGUCUGCCUCCUAACACUUUUUGAGGAAAUAAAUAGUGAAGAAAGCAUCAGCGGGCUUUGAUAGGCUCGGAUCACAAGUAGGCGUUUGCACUUUUUACGAUUGGAUAUGUAAAUUAUUUUAAUAGAGUUUUUUUCGCGAAGCCUUACUCUGGGGCAAGCUUUAUAACUUUCAUUCAUUCACGGAAAUGUUUUAGUGCGUAAUCUCCAGCCGCUCUCUGAAAACUUUACCCCAAACCCGCCUCAUCAGCUUGAAGGAGAAUACUGUACACAUUUCUGUAGACAUCUGGGGCAAGAAGCGCUGCUGGAAAAGUACUAUGUGACCGUCUCGAUUUCGCAUUUUGCAAGGGAAUACAGAAUAUUUAAACUCGUUGAUGACUCCUACAGUCACCACGUGCUCUUUGAUGUCUCAUCACCGCUCACUUUUUUCAUGACCACAAACUUGCUUUAUAAUCCCAACCUCCGUGAAACCACCAGUUGGAAACUGUGGCUUUUCCCUCCUCUUGAUCGCUUUGACCACAGCGUGGAUUUGACAUUUUCUCCCUAAAGACUGAAAUUCGGAAUAUAGUCAGAGGAGGAAAAAUCGACUUUUCUGAAAAAAAAAGGCUGUUUUGUAUUUUAGAGGGGGAGCCAAAAAAAUAAAGAAACUGGACAGAAUUGAACUGAGUGUCAAUAACGGAUAUUAACUGGACACAUUGACAAUUUGUGGCUACUGUAAGCCCCUAAUCAAAGUGUUGUGAUGCGUAUUCCCGUAGAUCCCACUACGAGCCGGCGUUUUACUCCACCGUCCACCACAUUACAAGCAACGGGGAAAAUGAGCGAUGUAAGCGGGAUGGUCCCUCACCAGGAACCAGGGCCCGGAGUCGGAGCAGCCGCGACGGCGGCGGCGUUGAGCAGGUCUCUGAUCCGGCCUCAUGAGAACCGAACCAUGGUGGAUAUCAUUGCCGAUCACCCUGCAGAGUUAGUCCGAACUGACAGCCCCAAUUUCCUCUGUUCUAUCCUGCCGUCACACUGGAGGUGCAACAAAACCUUGCCUGUGGCAUUUAAGGUUGUUGCCCUGGGGGAUGUUGCUGACGGCACUGUGGUCACGGUCAUGGCCGGCAAUGAUGAGAAUUAUUCGGCCGAGCUCCGCAACGCCUCGGCGGUCAUGAAGAACCAAGUGGCUCGUUUCAACGAUUUACGCUUCGUGGGCCGGAGUGGAAGGGGUAAAAGUUUUACAUUGACAAUCACAGUAUUCACAAACCCACCCCAAGUGGCUACCUAUCACAGAGCUAUCAAGGUUACAGUGGAUGGGCCCAGAGAACCUAGAAGACAUAGACAGAAACCUGAUGACCAGCCCAAAGUUGGAUUAUUCUCAGAACGUUUGAGUGAAUUGGAACGCCUUCGUCAAACUGCAGUGAGAGUGGGUGCUUCAACACAAAGUCCACGACCUUCUCUUAAUCCUACACCAGGUCCUUUCAGCCCUCAGACUGCAUCUCAGAUUGCAGACCCCAGGCAGGCCCAGUCGUCACCACCAUGGUCAUAUGAUCAGUCCUAUCCACCUUAUCUGAGUCAAAUAACUUCACCUUCCAUUCAUUCUACAACUCCUCUCUCCUCUGCCCGUGCCACAGGGCUUCCUGCAAUCACUCCUGAUGUGCCAAGACGACUUUCAGGUGCAACAGAUCUUGGUCCCUUCUCAGAUCCUCGGCAGUUUGGGCUUUCUUCGCUCACAGAAAGCCGCUUCUCCAACCCCCGAAUGCACUACCCAGCCACCUUCACCUACACACCAACUCCAGUUACAACUGGCAUGUCUCUAGGUAUGUCCGCAGCUGCACACUAUCACACCUACUUGCCACCGCCUUAUCCUGGCUCAUCCCCUAACCAAAGUGGACACUUCCAAACCAGCAGUGCACCCUAUCUCUACUAUGGCACCUCUUCUGGAUCCUAUCAAUUCUCCAUGGUGGCAGGGGGAGAACGCUCGCCCUCCAGGAUGCUGCCACCUUGUACCAGUGCAUCAACUGGCAGUACACUGCUUAAUCCGAAUCUGCCCAACCAAAAUGAUGGUGUUGAUGCUGAUGGUAGCCAUAGCAAUUCUCCCACUGUGUUGUCUUCCACUGGAAGGAUCGAUGAGUCUGUCUGGAGACCAUACUGAUUUUAAUUCUAUAAGAAUACAUAACAGCAGCUUGGAAAAGAACAUUAUCAUUUAAACAGUGCCUAUUGUACAGUUUUUAACUGGAAGAAAAUCUAAUGGUAUGACUGCUCAGUGAACUCGUACAGUAUUUCAGGACAUUUCUGUACAGUUCAACAUAUGCACAUGACUUGGGCUAUUUUUAAGUAACCCCCCCAACCACCUCCUCCACUGAGAGAACUUAGCACCUUGUCCAAAUACAUGAAGCCUAAAUGCACAGCAAAGGAAACUUUGUUUCACAAAGGUGGGCCUUGCACAUAAUAUCUAAGAAGUGGCAGAGUGCAAAUUGCAGUAAUCAUUAAAGCAAUGUUGUGUGUGGCAAAGAAGUGGCUAAAAAUAAGGAAAAAAAGGACUCUAAGCUUGAAGAUGAAUAGUCCUAGAAGAUGUAGCUAUCCACUUUAGCGUCUUUUUAUAAGUUGUCUAGGAGCAAAACUGGCUCACAAUUAGAGUUGUAUGCAUUUGGUUGCAACUGUGCAUAAAGGGCAGAAAUUUUCGUUUUUCUAAUACAUUUCUUGAGGAAUGCCCUUUAAAUGUAAAUAGACUGAAGUUUUUUUAGUAACCAUUUAUGUAAGCAUUUCUGUUCAUUGAAAGUUUACUGCAGAUUUCAAGAGGAGUUUCUGUUCUCUUGAAAUGGUUUUGUAUAUACUUACAACAAAAUUGUCUUUCAAUUUCAAAUGAGAUUUAUCCCAUCUGGCUUGGAGCUAUUUUAUUCCACUAUGUUCUUUAAUUUGAAUAUCGUUUACUUAUUAAUUGAAUGGCUCCUUGAUCCUGGUCUACAGACAUUAAAAUGGUAAUGUCAACAUUGGCGUCAAUACACUAUAGUAUGUGUAGUUGGCUGCAUACUUGAGAAACAAUGGCAAUAAUUUAUAUUAUUUUAAUAUUCAAACUCAUGGGUUACUUUAAUUAAAUGGCAAUUCUCCCCAAAAAUUAGAAUCCUCAAAUUAUUUAGUUACUAAAUAUUGUGCAAAUGUAAGGAUGAUGGAUAUAGGAAUAUUCUUUGCAGUUCAUGCAAGGAGCAUUGGGAAUACUAUUUGUUAAUCACUCAUUCCACAUUAGUUAGGUUCCCUUAAAACUGAUAUAGUGUAUAUUUAUGUAUUAUUAUUGAAAGAACAUUUCUUUGAGGAUCGAACAGCAAUAUUUUAUUUAAAGGUAUAUAUUGGUCGAAAUAUCCUCACACAAUUGAUACUUGAAGAAUAUUGUCAAGGGGAUAUCCAAACAUGUUGCUGUGUAACAGCACUAUACAUCUUUACAUAUCCAAAGCUGUGUUUAUCAAUCUAAGGAUGAGAGCUUUCUUUUGGCUUUUGUUAUAAAUUUAACUCAUGUUUUCCAGAAUUUUGCUUAUAAUCCAAUAUGCUAAUCAAAUUAGGAUCGUUGGUGUUUUAUAACAGAAUCGGUGCAGUUAGGGCAAUACCUUGAAAUCAUGAAAUUAUUGCCUCUUAAAUAUUUUCAAAAGCCCUUUAAUCAGUGAAUUUAAAGCGUACCUUACUAUUCAAUGCCAGCAGCCAAAAAGGCACGAUUUCAGAAUUAAUGUUUCCUUUAAACAAUCAGGUCCACAAUGUAAACAAAACAAAAGGCAGAAAGUACUGUUUAUGUUCUACUUAUUUUCCUUCACAGUGCAUAAUCGUGAAGGUGAUUUGAUGCCCUUUUCAAGUUUAUUUUAAGAAACAAUAAUUAGAUGGAAAGAUGUUUCGUUCACUCACUCUACUUCAUACACAAUUACAUCUGUAUAGGCAUAAGUUUGUGACUUUUUACAUUUGAAUAUGAACUGCUCUGGUAAUAACGAGAAGGAAACACUUGCACGUAGUGAAAAUUUGAAGUGAAUGCAGUUGAAAACAUACAGCAGACCGUAGAUAUCAUGAAUAAUGAAUCAUAUUUUAAGCAGGAAUAUCUUGUGGUUUGAGGCAUGAUUAUUUUGACAGAAAAGUGGCUACCAUUAAGGUCAUUAAUCUAGUUUACACUCAGGCAAUGUCUAAAUUCUCGAGCAGAAACUAAUUUUAGGCCAUUAAUUGUUAUUAUUGAAAUGUGGUUAACACUUAAAGUUUUAACUUAUAUAGCUAAAACCACCUUAGAAUUUAUUGGCAUUACAUCUUUAAGCAAAACUAGUUUGUGUUCAAGUAGUACUAGAAAUUAAUAACACAGCCAAAUAAUGACUUCACUUCAGAAGUACUUAAUUGGCCAUAAAGCACUAAGGGAUGUCCUGAGGCUUGAAAGUUCUUUCCUUUUAUUAUCAUACCAACGUAGAACCUGUAUUGAUUCAACUGAUAUACUUGUGCAGAACCUGCCAUAUAUUAAAGUAACCCAGGUACUUGAUAUGUUAAAAUUGCCAUGCCUAUAAAUCUUAGAAAGAUUACACAAAAAAAAUGUGUAUUCAGUCUUUGUAACUUUAAAAAAGCACAAAAUACAUGAGGUACAUGAAUGCAAUAUCUUAUCCUAAUGCUUCCUUAGUUUCAAAUGCUUCGUUCUAUUCUGAGACUAUUUUAUGUAAUAAAUAAAUGUCAAAUAUUUUUCAAUAUUUAGAUAUAGCAAGCUUUUUUUUUAAACUGUAACAUUUUCUUGUGUGAAGCAUGCUUUUGUGGACCCAAGGUUCUAUUUACAUUAAAGCUGGACAACUUUAUUGAUAUUAUUUAUUGCAAGUGGUAGCUUGAAGCAAACCACCAGCCUACAUUUAUAUAUCUGUACAGGUAAUGAGUUCGAUAGUUUUCAGCAGCAUUUAAAAAAGCAGGUGUCAGGUUACACAACUCAAGGUUGAAUUAAUCAAAUCUUACUGCCAGUGCAAGCUGUUACCUAUUUAAUAAGAGGUACUUUAUUUGUUUAAUGUAAUUUUUAUUGCUAAGGUGGAUUUUUAAACAUGUGUUUUUAUAUAAAAUGAUUUUUUUUAAACAUUCUUUGUUAGGAUGUGAUAUUUGUAGGGCUGCAGGCAGCAAUUUUGGAACAACGCUUAAGAUUUUAUACAGUCAAAAGCACAUCCAACUAGAUCCACUAUCCACCAGGUUGAUGCAACAAUUACUAUACAUUUGUGAUAUCAUGCAAAUUGUAUACAUGGAUUUUUUUCAUUCAGUGCAGAUUUUCACUCCAGGUAUGAACAUUUUGGGGGGAUUUCUGAUCUGUUAGUUUUCUCUGGUACUAACUGUUAACAUGAACUAGCAGAUAAUUACAGAGUAAUUUAAUGUGCAGAAGGGGACUAUGCAGCCAUGAUAAGAGCUAUUUAGAUGUAUCCUGUUUUCCAGUCUCCGUCAGUGGUCCUGUAGGCUGCUACUUAUCAAAUGUUCAUCAGGAUGAUGAACAUAAGAUGAGAGUUUCUGCCUCCACUACCCUUUCAGGCAUUGUACCACAGACCUUCAUAAUAACAAUUAAAAGAACAAUUCAAAUUUCUUCUAAACUUUCUGCUAUUCACCCAUAAUCUAUGGCCCUGGUUUAUCACGGGGUUAUGUGACACCUUAGGUGAUUCAAAGAUACAGUAGACUUCAUAGGAUUGCCAAAUACUUGAUUGCUUUACAUGGUGGCAGCAGAUAAGUCCAAGUUUAAUAAAAUAGCAAAAAAUAAUUGAUGGAAGCUUCAAUAAACUCUAAUAGGAUCAUGCAAUUACAAUGAAUAUUCUAUAUCUUGGAAUAUUACAGUUCCUUACUAUGUCAAUAUUUUGGAUUGGCACUGAAUAUUCAUCUCUCCAUUUUCCUUUUUCUUUUGAUGAUGGUAAAUAAUUUUGUCAUUUAAUGCAAUAUCCUACUGUUCCAUUGAAAAAAUAUUGAGUAGGAAUGAAAUAUUAUCAGAUACAAAAUGAAAACCUAGCAUGGGAAAAUCAAAACCCCAGAUUAAAGUGUAUCUGGUUUUGUCUUCAGAAAAGGCUAAUCUGCUUUCCUCCAGAAACUAGGAAUAGAAACAGGGGUUGCUGUUAUAGAGGCAGAAGCACUGAUUGAGAUAUUUGCUGUGUAGAGCAGUUCAUGUCAAUAAUUGAUGAGCACAGCUGUAUGCUUUGAAUGUUUCUAGUAUUUGGCAAUCAUACCACUAAUGUAACUGAUGGUAAAAAUAAGCUUGGGUUAUAGGUUUCAUGCUGAUUUGUUUCCAGUGAAAGCCAUGUUACAAUUUGUUAACCUAACAUUAUGAAAACAAUACUCUUAAUAAUGAAAGGCACAGUAGAGCUUAAACUAAAAUGACUGAAACAAGUCCAAGGUGAGCCUCAUCCAUCUCAGAUUUAGUCAUGUUAUCUUCAACUCUCGAUACUCUUAAUCACACAAAACUAUUUUUAGGAAUGUUACAACAUUUUGAGAUUUUAAAAAAUCAAGCCUAUAAUUUAUCCCAUCAGAUAAAGCAUAAAAAAACCCUUUAAUAUUUACCCAGUUCACUUUCAUAUCUUCAGUAUUAAAAAAGUUAUGGUCAUUUUCAUACUAGGAAAUUAACAUCUUGUUCCCUAUUGCUUUGUAUUGACUUAACUCAAAAGCUGUGAUCGAGGACAAGGACCGUUUUACACAGACACACAUACAGAUCAGUCAUGGAUGCCGCCAUGUUCAACAAUCCGAUCUGUAUGUACUGUGGAGGUUUUUAGUCAGAUAUUUAGCAUGAAAAUAGUGAUCAUGGAUAGACAAUUACACAAUACAGAUAAUGAUCAUGUUGCCAAUAUCGGGGCCUAAUUAACUUAUUUCGCAUCAUCAGAUUAAAAUUAAAUUACACCUAAAACUAGAUAAGAUAUUAAGUAAACGUCCUACAUACCUUUUGUUUUAGUAUGAACUUGCGAUCUGUGAUUUUGAAGGUCUUGAAUUUGAGCCCCGACUUUCAAAUCCAGCGAUUCAAUAGACCAGCAACGUGCUGAAAAAAAAGCGCGAAUGGAUGACAGAACGGGAUUUCCUCUACAUCAUAAGCUUGUUGUAAGAGGAAAUCCCUCCCUGACAACAAAGAAAAACUUGCAAUUUACUCCCCCCCUUCCCCCACAGUAUCUCGAGUCGGCAGAUCUGGGGUGCCACUGACGGCAGGGAUUGUAACAAUGAUACUCUUUUUUUUGUCUUAAGCAGUUUAUCAUGCAGUUCAUAUUUGGUAUUCUAUAGUUUGUGAUGUGAGACACACAAUGGAAAUCUGAGCUUUCUAACGCAAUUGCUACAUAGAUAGUUGAGAAAAAAAGCACACAUGUUAAUCUGUUCAUUAUUUUUGUUUAAGUAAAUCAGACAUCAUUCUGCAGUUUUGAUUUCAAUGGUAUACUUGCACUUCGGCGUUUUAAUUUUUUUAACUUUUUAUAAAAAUACAAGCUUUUUUAUUGCUGUUAUUCAAUAAUUGCUUUGUACUGAGUGUACUGUACAAAUGCAUUGUGUUUCCAAGCCAUUGCCAUCAUUGAUUAUGAAUCACUUUGCUAUGUCUUAAAAGGGAAGAAAGCUAAGGUAGUGGUUUAUGUAUCACCAAACCACAAAAUUCCUUGUCUGGCAUUUUGUCAUGAUUGUAACAUUGAUUUAAGUUUGAAUUUCAUUAUCAAUAAAAUGGCAUUUUGUAUUAA
Leucoraja erinaceus (little skate) is the source of this 8657-nucleotide messenger RNA. It is a transcript of the gene runx2a, whose product is annotated as RUNX family transcription factor 2a. NCBI's taxonomy places the organism in Eukaryota, Metazoa, Chordata, Chondrichthyes, Rajiformes, Rajidae. Gene Ontology annotation, biological process: hemopoiesis; neuron differentiation; regulation of transcription by RNA polymerase II. The transcript has 6 exons. Gene Ontology annotation, cellular component: nucleus. Gene Ontology annotation, molecular function: DNA-binding transcription factor activity, RNA polymerase II-specific; ATP binding; RNA polymerase II cis-regulatory region sequence-specific DNA binding. The record is from RefSeq and is a predicted model, not a curated record. Bases 1754 to 3145 code for a protein of 463 amino acids.